AUUUUGAGAAAUUUGAGAAAUUAGUACCAAUAAAUAUAUUUUGUUUAAAAUAUUAUACAUUUUAUGGAUUAUACUUUUGUCAGUUUCAAAGUUGAUUCAAUGAAAAGAUUGAGAUCAUAAUUACAAUAAAUGAUAUUGGAUCCCUCUAUAGUUUAUUAAUAUAACUAAUUUUAAAAAGAGGAGAUCAUUAAAAGAAACAUUGUUAGGCAAUAUAGCUUUCUAAUUACAUUUCCUCACCGUUGAUUCUUCGGAAAGAGGAAUUUUGGGAUGUUGAUGAUCUAUAUUUACUGAUUUCGGAGAGCAUUUUAAUCACAGACACAUAUGUAUAUGCUUAACUAUUUACCUCGAGAACAGAGAUCAUCUCUACUGAUUGGAAAUAAUGACGCCUUUUGUUGCUAUCAUUUAAAAGAUUGCAUAAACCUUUACAAAAAUAUCACAAAAUCCAGUUGUGAAUAGCAAAUAACCCUAAUUGGAUUAUAAUUCAACCUGUAAAUGUCAGAAUAAAACAAAAACAAACAAACAACAACAACACUCAAACAACUCAUGCUGUUAUGGAGAUUCACGAAGGUCGUCGGUUAACUCUCAAGUGUAAAGUUCAAGGUGAAACAAAUCCACAAAUUAAAUGGUUUAAAGAUAAUAAGCCAAUCGACAUGUCAUUGUAUCCAAAUAUUAAAAUUACAUCAUCCACAAAACAUUCAGAAUUACGAAUUGAACAGGUUAUAUCAAGUGAUAGUGGGAAUUAUUCAUGUCGUGGAGAAAGUCAACAAAGUCAGAUCAGUAAAUGGGUAUUUGUCUCAGUUUAUUCAGCUUGUCCAGUGAAUGUUUGCAAUGUAGGCACAUGUUUUAUUAUUAAUAACAAUAACACACUUUGUAGAUGCCCUAAAAGUUACACCGGUGAACACUGUGAUCAACUUGUAUCCAACGAUAAAAUAACCAACAAACUCCUUAUGAAUACUCAACCAAUAAAACAAAGCAUCAACAGUUUACAAUCUGAUUCCAAGUUGUCUGUAUCCUCAUCAUCACCGCCGCUGCCGCUACCGCCGUCUACUAGUACAACACUAACCAACGGGUUACCAACAAUCAGCAGUGAGAAUAAUCAUCCACGUCAAAAUAUUCAACUGUUAAAUGAAAUGAAACGUGAAAAAUUUGAUUUAUGCACUUUACCUGAAUUUCAAUUUACAACAGACUGUAUGCCCGUCAAAAGUCAUUUAACAACUUUCAUAGGCACUGCAAUCACAUGCUCUGUAUUAAUAUUACUGCUGACAUUCUGUGCUGCUUAUAUCAGAAGGCGACGAAUAAUUAGUAGAGGAAAACAAGAUCGUCAACAUUUGUCAAAAGUUCAACACUCUGAAUCUGGAAAUGUCAUUGUUGAAACACCCGAGGAUAAAUGCCACCUGUCAACAUUAAAUCCCAAUGAUUUAUAUCUCAAAAAUGGACCAUUACAAUUAAGUCAACUCAAAUCUUUAUCUUUCGAAGGUGUAUUAUAUACGGAAUUAGUGGAUAAUAAUAAUAAUAAUAACAAUAAAACUACUACUAAUAAUAAUGAUAAUAGUAAUAAAGAGUUUAAAUCAUUCGAUAAAUCUUAUCCCAAAUGUACACUUACUCCGCAUUACAAUAUAAAUAGAAACAGUCCAAACACCUUAUUACAACAAGCAAAUCAAUGUCAUACAGUGAAUUCAUUGCACAGACAACAUUCAAUAAACUGUCACGUCUCACCGACAACUUGCUCAAAUACUGCAUAUGUUGUUUGGACAAGUAAUACUAAUCCACCAGAGAUAUUACAACAACAAACUAGUCAAGACAUUAGUAUGCAACCGUUAGGCAAAGUAUUGAUACAUACAGACAGCCAGGGACAACAACUCCAACACGCUGAAUGCUCAAAUGAUCCAUUGCCACCAGCUUCAACAAUGACGAGGAAUUUUCAACAGUCAGUUAGUUCAUCAUUACAGCCUUUAUCUUCAAAUAAUAUUCUACUGAAUAGUGUAUCUUUAAUAAAUCAAAAUAAUUUCGGAACACUUUUAUCAUCAACAACAAAUGAUAGUGUCACAUCAACGCUGUUAUCAUCUGGAUCGAAAUUAUGCAGCCCAGUGAUUGCUCAAACGACAGAUGUAGUUAGUAAGGUGCAUCCAGAGAGCAAUAUCACAACGAUAAACAACAAUCCCUUAGAAGUUUCCCUACUUCAAGGAAGCCCAAUAUUCAGGACACACAAUUCAAAAGACACCACACUGCCAUAUGCUUUUUGUACAAAUAUAGCGUAUAACAGUUCACCAAUGACAGAUUCAAUGACAUCAAAUCUAUCGCAUUUAAGUAGUAGUGAAAAUUAUGUAACACAUUUUAUUACACCAGAUACAAUAAUAUCAACGGUUAAUACAGAUGAACUACAACAACAACAACAGCAACACCAUCCCCUGAGUAAAUCUGUUGAUCAACAGCACACAGCAAAUUCCUUAUCACCGACAUCAUCAAAUUCUCCACAGACUUGUAUUAUCCUUGAUCCAGAUAGCUUGAAAUUUAGUUCAAAACUUGUUUAUUUCUGUUCAUCGAAUGCAAAUUUUGAAAGUAAAUGAUCGUUUUUUUUUCUUGUCAAGAUCACAACACACACACUUACACACCCUAUUACGUUCUCCUCUAUGUAUUGUACAUUCCAUUUUUUGGACGAACCUCUUGGAUACAUGAAAAUGGAUUAAAGUGGAAUGAAAAUUUCAGAACAUGUUGUACUUUACAGGCAACCGAUGAAUGAGUUACUUUACGCUAAGACUAGAACAAAGCAAAUCAUAUAUAUGCUGUAAUCGUUUCUCAGAUAAGUCAACUGGUACACCACUUCACUGUGUAUAUACUGCCCCAACUAGGAAUUAUAACAAAAAUAUAAAACGAAGUUCCAACCUACUAAUACAACCAAUCAAGGAAUUUGCCAGUGUAUGCUUCAGCCCGGCAGAAAAGCUUACUCGUUGCAUUUGAACGACUGUAUCGUUUUGGAGAGUUAUAAUUUUGCAAACAAAAAAUCACAAAAAUUGGAUGAUCAUAGGAUCAAGAUAAUGGCUUGAAGUGCUUAUUUUGCUUAUGUGAAAAUUUGUUCUGCCUGUCUAUAAUUAUAUUUUUUGCAUUUCAUUUGUGUACAAAAAUAACUUUUUACACAUUAUUACACAGUUUUGAAGCGUACACUUUCAUGGAAUUUUCACCUUUUUUCGGACGAAUUAUAACAGACACACUUAUUGUGAGAGACGUGAAGGCUAUAAUAAUCAUUUUUUUAUAUGAAUCAUAUUUUUUGGUAUGUAUGUGUACAUUAAGUUUGUCAAACAAAAUUAAAACUGGUUAUGGUUAUUUUAAGUUAACAGGUGAAGAUUAGUAAUACAAGUCGAGAAAAUUGGGUGUUAAUGAAACUUGGGUAGUACCAAAGGUGAUGAGUUGUCACAAACAGUUGUUAAAAGAAGUUAUGUAAUAAUAAUAUGAAUAGUUUGAUGAUUGAGUUUUACUCAGGAU
Molecule: messenger RNA, 3480 nt
Organism: Trichobilharzia regenti
Lineage: Eukaryota; Metazoa; Platyhelminthes; Trematoda; Strigeidida; Schistosomatidae
Source: the annotation of a GenBank genome assembly